CUUGAGUGCAACUCCCCUGUUAACGUUAAAGAGCUGUUAACACCAAGAUUUGGAAGAUUUUAUGUAAAUACAAUUUAAGGAAUGCAAUCGGCUUUAUACUAAAUCUGCCAUCCAAUUAUCUGAGUUUAAUGGGCGAGACAGUGCGCACUUUUAUUAUGAAAAGUUUGAAGCACGCAGAUAACGUAGAUAUAUCACGUGAUUGUUUCAUAAAUAUUUUUUAAAAAUGGCGCUUCCCUAUAUCAGUCGUGUGAUUCUUAGACACUCAAGUAAAAUAAAACAACUUUUUCCGGCUAGCAGACACAGUUUGUCAAUUGAUAGUCUAAUUCGUGCAAGGGUACAAUCGAUGCAAUAUCAGCAUUCUGUAACAUCUAAAUUAAGUGAGCCGUACAGCUCUGUAUUGGGAAGGUCAAUGCAUGGCAGUGAACAAAAUGGUACUAGGAAUCGUGCACAUUGCUGGACCUAUGGAAUCUGGAGUGUAAUGGCAUUUUCGUUCUUCGGUCAAACUGAGGAGGAUACUAGAGAUGAAGCCCAGAAGAAAGAGGAUGAGAUCAUCUUACUUUUGAAGAAAGCUAAACUCAGUAUGAAGAGGGGUCAACUUCAUGUAGCCUCUGGGUUCCUUCAUCAGGCAAUAGCAUUGGCUCAUAAGAUCCACAACACACAAGCCAUUAUCUAUACCUACAGCCUGAUGGCAAACCUGGCCUAUGUCCAAGGUCAACUGGACAACGCAGAAAAACUCUUCAAAGCAGCCAUGAGUUUCAUGCUAUCUGGAGGAACACCACAGGAUGACAAUGCAGUCGUUGAGAUGUCUUUGAAGCUUGCUACCAUAUAUGCUGGCCAAAAUAAGAAGGAGUUGGCAGAGCAUGGGUUUCAGUUCUGCACUGAAUCUCUUGAAGCCAAGCUGGAGAAGAAGGAAACCUCCACAGAGGAGCAAUCAGAAGAACAAGCAGAGGAGGCAAAGAAGCACCGCAAGGAGACACGUCUGUUGCUGGGCCUUUGCCUUGACUCCAGAGCUCGGUACAUGGCUGUCACGCAGCGCCCGAGCCAGGCCACCAGAGACUACCAGAGCGCCCUAAAGAUCUGCCAGGAGGAGCAGGGGGACACCCAUCCGCAAUCCAUUGUGCUUCUGAGCGACCUGGCCACAAUUCUAGAUCAACAGGGGCGGUACGAUGAGGCCCUUCCUCUGGUGAAAAAGGCAGUGGAUCUGAGCAGGGCUGCCGGCCAUCCGGACCAGCACGUUUUGAUGGGAAACAUGGCCGGCAUCCUGCUCCACCAAGGUCAUUUGGAUGAGUCAGUCCAUCUCUAUAAAGAGGCUCUGACUUUGGCCAUGUCCGUGGGAGAUGAAGAGGCUGUGGAGCAGAUUCUGGCAGGACUGAAAGAGGUAGACAAAAAGAGGAAUGAACCUAAGGAAGCCCAAGAGUGAAGGAGACAAAAGACUGGGACCUCAAAUUAAGCUCAACCCUCAAGCCAUUUUGUUGUUUUGCUGAUUCGAUUCAGUCAAAUUAAACAGAGCAAGAAAAAUGGUUGGCGGCUCUCCCAUAAGAAAAUGUAAUAUCUAUGCUGUAUGUCAAAUUAAAUGGAGAGGCAUGGGAAGGGA
Messenger RNA from Hypomesus transpacificus, 1594 nucleotides. It is a transcript of the gene ttc19, whose product is annotated as tetratricopeptide repeat domain 19. NCBI's taxonomy places the organism in Eukaryota, Metazoa, Chordata, Actinopteri, Osmeriformes, Osmeridae. Gene Ontology annotation, cellular component: mitochondrial inner membrane. Gene Ontology annotation, molecular function: protein binding. Gene Ontology annotation, biological process: mitochondrial respiratory chain complex III assembly. The record is from RefSeq and is a predicted model, not a curated record. The transcript has 10 exons. The coding region runs from base 224 to 1420 and encodes 398 amino acids.